AGAAAGAUGCGACCCGUUUUGUUGGCACUACGAAGUUCGUUACAACUCGUUCGGUUCAGGCACAUAGCUUAACUGGUGAUAGGCGCGUGUACAUUGAUAUCAUGACAAUUUCGUCACCGUAUUUUGUCUUCGCACGUGAAGGGCUAUCAACCGAUAAUAAAGCCUCAUUUGCUAUUUAUUAAUUCAUACCAAACAUUUUUCACUGAGUCUACUUGAGACCAGUCCAACUCUCCAAAGCCAACAAAUGAUUGUUUUGUUUCUUAAAGGUCUACUAAUCGGAUAUUAUCAUUACGGAAAGACACCUUAGCUGGUCAGAUACUCGGAUGCUUUUCGAUUUACGAACCAGUCAAGUUUCGUUCAAUCGGCAAACGGAUCCGUCAAUAAACAGACAAUAUUUUUGAUCUCCCGAACUAUCUGGGAAAUCAUUGAUUUAAUCAUCAACGUAUGCGUUUUUUCUACUGUGUCAUGUACACACAACCAGUGAUGUAACAGGCGAUUGCAUCAUGGAACAUUACAUGUGCAGUAGACACACGCUUACCAAAGUAUGCAGCCAAACGGAACCACCUAUGUGUAAAUACAAAUAAAUUAAUGUGAACUAGCUUAAGCUAAUCCUAGAAAAAAUCCUAUAAGGUUACAAGAGUGGCCUGUGGCCACCAAACGAUAGAAUAGGCAACAAAAAGUCAGUUCGGUCUACCUUCCAAUGUAGUUGAUUGAAGUUGAUCCUCGUGUUUGUUGAAUGAAUACUUUUAGCGCGACGAUAUGCGGGUUUUUGCAUAUAUCGGUAUUAGGUAUCGGAUACUAUCAAAGUAACUCAACCAAGUUUGGUCAUGUUUUUUGACAGCAAAGGGUUGGCAAAGAAUGGUAUCAAAAAAAAAUACAAAACAAUAUUUGUCUAUAUGUAUGUUACGUGUCCAUGGGCAUUUUACUACCUGUAACAACAUUGUCAAUCUGUUGUUCGACUGAUCACAACCUAGUCAUUAUUUAGUCAGAACCAUAAUUAAUCAUAAGGUCAAAUAUUGCACACCAAUGUUGCGUAACUUACUACGUAAGCUAAAUACGUAACCAGCAAAUGACAUUUGAAUUAAGAUGUUGAGAUGUUUGAACAAAUGUUUUAUGUAUUCUGAGCACGCCGAACGCUGAGAUUGCGGAGACACUACCUCUAUGCUGUUGGUAAAAGCAGAUGAUUUUAACGAAAGCAUUCAGGUCAUUAUAGAGAGCAUCGACAAAUCGACUGUAAGCUUUAGAGGUGUCUUUGGAUUGUGCUAAAUUAGACCAAUGCAAAGCUUAUCAGUUUUGCAUUUAUGCAACGCCGCAGCAUUCACAUUCAUACGCUGAUCUUGCAAAGCGGCGGUUUUCAGUUUUCUUGACGAGGCCCUUUUCCUUUUGUAGUAUUUUAUGACAACCAGGUUGCGAUCUGGGCUGUAAUCUGACUGUUAAGACCUUGAAAAAAAAUCGCGUUUUCUGCACACUAGCUGGUUAAGGCUUACAUGGCUUUAACCAAACCUUCUUAAACCCCUACUACAUUUUUUUUUGGAAACGUUUAUGUCAAUAUUACAAAUAGUGUCACUAAAAUGGAGAAAGACGCCCUGAGAUAACUGUGUGAAGAGAUUUGUGGAUCGACCUUAGCGUCCCAUUAACUAAGCGACCCUUUAAUUCGAAACAACCUUCGAUGACCUGUCUAAGGGCAGAGAAUCCAGCAGCGUUACUCAUACACUGACUCACCAGAGUCUAUUAUACCAAGCAACGCGCUAGCCAGGAAUUUUAGGACUGUUUAGAAUAUAAUUGAACUGUCACGCUCUCUGUCAUCAACUUACGUUGGUGAAAAAUGGGUUUCUACAUAAGAAGUGCGAACCCAACCAAAUGGGCCACGGUAAACAAUUCCUCCCACUUAUUAAUUAAUACCACACAGUUGAAAUUAUAAUAAUGUUAGAAACAAAAAAGAAGAAUAGAGUUGCACAGUUUUAUUAUACUGCAUGUUAUUAUGUAAUGUAUGUGUCAGAAAAUGUCUAACCCUGUUAAUGUCAAAAAGAACUUCAGCGUCUUUCGGACCAUUCAUGAGAAAAUUUCCACAGUUAAUAGUGGAUGAGUAACAAGAAUAAUUAGUAUCUGAUUUAAGUUAAGAUAAACCUUAUAUUUACUGGAGAUAAGGUAUUUACUAGAUGACAUGUUUUUUUUACUGAUUUUCAAAAAGAUGACUUAAACAUCCUUAAAAGCGUGGAGAUGAUUUACCUUAUUUUAUAGAGAUUUUCUGGGUGGGUAUUAAACGGCAAAAGAAUACGAUUUGGCUAGAAAACCCGGGCCAUUAUCUCAUAUUGAUUAUAGUAUCAUUACUUAAUUGAAGGUGCAGCGCUAAUAUCAUAUUAGGUUAUCCCGGUGAUCAGCACAGCGCUGAUCAAGGUGCUACUUCUAUGGAUCCAGUGCGUACCGGUUGCAAUAGCUUUAUAUAGCGAAUGCAUUAUUUCGACAUGAUACGAUACACUGUCUCACCGUGAUGAAUUUUCAAGCACAUGCCCUUGAGGAGACUUUAAAGUACCGCACCUGUCGGGAGCCGAAUUUCUCAGCGGAGCAACCAGUCGAUAUCUCUAGCCUUUUUAGUGGCGAAUUCCAUAACCAUGUUGCAUUGUUGCUUAAAAACCGCGAGUUGCCCGAAGGAUCUCGCGAGGGAGAAAAGGAUCUAACAAAGAAAUCUGCCACAGACUUCAGAACGAGAAGUACCCAUCGAGACGUAGAGGGUCCGAUGGGAGAAAAAGAAACGGAGCGUGAGCCCUCUCUUAUCGGAGCAAAUGAGGGACAACAUAUCUUUAAGGAUGGUGAAGCAGAUGAUCCGAAAAAAGAGAUGGAGGAUGGUGGCUCUGACGAGAUCGAUGAUGUGGAUGAGGACAACCGAGAAUGCGAAAUGAUUCUCGGAGAUAUACCUGAAGUUAUGGUCCCAUCAUCACGUCACAAUACGUUACUGAAAAUCACUUCUUCUUCGCCACUGCCAAUACCACCUAAGAAAAAACGACUACCUAAUAAAGACAAAGCUGGCGAAACGGGAGAUAUUUCGGCAGCUUCAGCUCAAGGCGGUGAAAGCACUAUAGGAUCCGCAGCAGCAAACCGAUAUGCAUGUCGAAAAUGCUCGCUCAUCUUUUCGAAGUUUGAAUUUCUUAACGCUCACAUCUCCAAGAUCCACCCUGUCAUUGGGCCUUACAGGUGCCCCAACUGUGCCUUCGAAACGAAAUUUCAUUCAAUGCUUCAACUACACAUGAAGGAACCUCAUGCAGGGGAUACGACGAAAGUGAACGCCAAGCAAAAAAAAAUUGCUGGGAAAAAGGUGGACGAACCGCGAAUGAAGUGCCCUCUGUGUGCCUAUGAAGCAAGUUCUCUAGCAAAUUUUACGACUCACAGUAGAACUUCUCACAGAAAUGCGUUCGAAAAAGUAGCACAUCGAAAUGCAAGCACUAGUAGAUAUAGGUGCCCGUUCAGGCCCGCUUGCUCAUAUCAAGCCAAAGAUCGGGACGAUCUCGAGAAUCAUUAUAAAACGGAGCAUAAGCAACGCUUGUGGCACUGUCCAGAGUGUGAUUUUUAUGCUGUCUGGAAAGUGGCUCUUAAUAGACAUCUAAAAGCACAUCGCGAAAAUCCUGAGCAUGAGUGUGGUAGAUGCGGUCAAAGAUUCGCCUUAAAGUCAUACUUGAAUCGACAUUACAACGAGAGCGAAUGCAAAGAAAUGCAAAUCAGUCAGGAUCAGACAAAUGAUUCAACCAUAAAUAAAAAAUCAUCACCAGCAGGUUGUCUCGUAACGCCAGCCAGUACGAUAAGGGAAGAGAUAUUGACAUCAGAUCGAAAUGGCGAAGUUCCUCUAUCAACCUUAUCGCCUGCUUCAUCCACGGAAAAAGACCCUUUAACAGAGGACGACUGUUUACAGAAAAUAGAGUUAUCUGUUGUAAAUACAAUUCAAAGUAUCGAUUUUUCUAAUAGCCUUGCAAAACACUCCCUGGAAAAAUCAAUGCCACCAAAGGCUUCACCUUCACAGGCUCGGAGUUCACUGUUGUCCAACACAAAGUUGGCCUUUUCAUCAACGGCAGUAAUAGAAGAGGGCCAAGCUGUUCCGGACGCACAAAUAUUUUCGUCUGAAAACGUAGCUAUCAUAUGCAAUUCACCAAAUUCUACAUCAUUAGCUCAAAUGAAAUUUAGAACAGAAAGUAGGCCUAUGUUAAAUACUUUAGUGUCACCUAGUCCAAACCGUGACGAAUACGACGAAAUCGAUAUAGCGAAUAGUCAAAAUAUGUCACAGGCAACGUCAUUCACAAUGAGCGCUGAUCAUAUAAAGCCCCCAAGUAUUGAUGCUCCUCCUCGAGAACCUUACCGAGUUACUAAUGAGAACCCCCUGUCGACGGAUGACGACCCGUGGGGUAUACCUGUCGCCCAAUCGCAUUUUAAUCAGGACAAUACUGCAAGAAAAUCUAGAGAAGGUAACUCACAUGGACAAGUGACCUUGACAAGAAAGACAGUACAAUGUACUAAGACAACAUCGAGUCAUAACAUGAAGGACACUUUAGUGACAAUUGUUUGGAAUUCGGGACUUCCUGGGAUAAUGAAAGGUUUUCGUUCUGAUGGGAACUCAGUAAAAACCAAAACUGCAACUUCUACCGUACAAAUACGAACUAGCGACGAUGAUUUUUCUAAAGGUGAUCAAGUGUUAGCAGUCAAAAAGCACUUUGAUUUGACGGCUUCAAGAAAAGGGCCAGAUGGGCGCGAGACAGAUCGCCAUUCGAAUUUGUUGGUGUCUGACAAAUGUUCAAAGAAAUCGCUUAGUCAACGAGGCUGUGAUAUAAAUCCUACCCCUUCCAAUGGAUUUAUGGUAGUAUCGAGUUGUCGUGAAGCCAGUCCUCCGCCCCUUGUAAUCGACGAUAGCAUAACAUCUGAUUAAGUGACCCUUUAGCUAUUAUUAUUAACGAUAAACACGAAGUACUAAAGAGUUAAAGUUACGGAGUAACCCUUCACUUAAAAUGACCAUUAAUUGCUUCUUUCUUAUGCAUGACAGUUGACAAGGUUUCCCGUUUAUAAAAGCUGCGGCUGUUCAAAAAGCAUCUCUCAUAGUAGUUAUUGAAGUUAAACGUAAUGUUCACUAGUAGCUUAUUUUUACUAAUAUUUUAGAUUUGGCGUUAAUGUGAUCAUUUAAAUCUUACGCCUUUUAAUACAUUGCCGUCUCCGUGUGGGGACCAACUUGAUUUGUAACACACCCUUGUUAUCAUGUAGUGACAUUGUCAAUCUGUUAUCAAUACAGUUUAGAUAGAUGUGUCGUUUUGGAAGUGGUGAAGCUACAUAGUUAUUAUCAGUAUAAGUGUGUAUGCAACACCUGUACACAUAUAACCAGACAAAUAUGCAAAACAUGUUGUAUAAAGGCAUUAUUUAAUGAAAUACCAAAUGAAUAAAUAUAUAGGGCGAUCAAAAAACAGGACUGCAAUAAAUGGGGUUUACAACUGUAGCUGUAUAUAAAAAAAUUGCCAAUUAUGGUGAACGCGACGAUGAAAAUGAUAAUUAUUUAUCUGCUUAAUCUAAGAUGAACUAGUACCAUAUGAUAACAAUAUGUAAAGAGUAUAUCGGCCAGAGGCGAUC
Messenger RNA from Varroa destructor (honeybee mite), 5598 nucleotides. RefSeq lists its product as uncharacterized. The record is from RefSeq and is a predicted model, not a curated record. Gene Ontology annotation, cellular component: nucleus. Gene Ontology annotation, biological process: positive regulation of transcription by RNA polymerase II. Lineage: Eukaryota; Metazoa; Arthropoda; Arachnida; Mesostigmata; Varroidae.